Molecule: messenger RNA, 374 nt
Organism: Drosophila mojavensis
Lineage: Eukaryota; Metazoa; Arthropoda; Insecta; Diptera; Drosophilidae
Gene: ND-B12
Product: NADH dehydrogenase [ubiquinone] 1 beta subcomplex subunit 3
Exons: 2
Coding region: 1-327 (108 amino acids)
Biological process (GO): mitochondrial respiratory chain complex I assembly; electron transport chain
Cellular component (GO): mitochondrion
Source: RefSeq, a predicted model, not a curated record
AUGGGUGGACAUGGUCACGGAGAGCCCUACACGGUGCCACAUCCAUCGUGCUACAAGGUGGAGAAUGUGCCGCAAUUGUUGAAAGUCAAAGAGGCGCUUGGCCGCCAGGGAUUAUCCGACCCAUGGCUGAGGAAUGAGGCCUGGCGUUACGAAAAGAAGGCAUUUGGCACACACGGCUCUCGCCUGGCUACGUUUAUGUUCCGUGGCCUCGGUGUCGGCUUUUGUGCAGCUCUCGCCACCAUCGCUGUUGAAUAUGCCCUGGGAAUCGGCAAAGGCCAGGGUGACCACGGACAUGGACAUGGCCACGACGACAAGAAGGAUCAUUAGAGCGAGCUCUUUAAUUAAGUGAUUUAGUUGAAUAAAUGUGCAAAUCA